Molecule: messenger RNA, 2226 nt
Organism: Fragaria vesca subsp. vesca
Lineage: Eukaryota; Viridiplantae; Streptophyta; Magnoliopsida; Rosales; Rosaceae
Product: ATP-dependent DNA helicase 2 subunit KU70-like
Biological process (GO): cellular response to X-ray; cellular response to gamma radiation; telomere maintenance
Cellular component (GO): nucleus; Ku70:Ku80 complex
Molecular function (GO): DNA helicase activity; double-stranded DNA binding; telomeric repeat DNA binding
Source: RefSeq, a predicted model, not a curated record
ACUCUUCGGAGCCUUUGUUGGCAUUCAAAAGCUGAGAGACUCGGAGACUCUGAACUCUACUCUGAACCGCCAUGGAGUACGACGCCGAUGACAUUUUCCGAGACGAUGAAGACGACUCAGACAACGAGUUCUAUCAGGAAAGGGCAUCGACCAAGGAGCUCGUGGUCUACCUCGUCGACGCUUCCCCCAAAAUGUUCAGCACUACUUCUCCGGCCGAAGACGGGGAGGAUGUGACUGAUUUUCAUGUUGCUAUGAGUUGUAUCUCGGAGUCUCUGAGGAAGCAGAUUAUUAAUUCUUCGUAUGAUGAAGUUGCUGUAUGCUUCUUUAAUACUAGGGAAAAGAGAAACUUGCAAGAUUUAAAUGGUGUUUAUGUGUUUAAUGUUGAUGAGCGAGAUAAUCUGGACAGGCCAACAGCAAGGCUGAUAAAAGAAGUUAGUAAUGUAGAAGAAUCAUUUAUGAGCAAUAUUGGGAGUCAGUAUGGUAUUAAUUCUGGGUCUCGUGAAAAUUCUCUUUACAAUGCUCUUUGGGUAGCUCAAGCACUGCUGCAUAAAGGAUCUGCGAGGACAGCUGAUAAGCGGGUUCUUUUAUUUACAAAUGAGGAUGAUCCAUUUGGCAGCAUUAAAGGAAUCAUAAAGACAGACAUGAUGAGAACCACAUUGCAGCGGGCUAAAGAUGCACAAGAUCUUGGCAUUUCAAUUGAGCUUCUUCCAUUGUGUCAUUCAGAUAAUGAAUUUAACGUUUCAACUUUCUACUCUGAUUUAAUUGGACUUACUGGUGAUGAACUUGCUCAAUUCAUGCCAAAAGUGGGAGAAAAAUUGGAAGAUAUGAAGGACCAGCUAAGAAGGCGAAUGUUCAAGAAACGUAUUGUUAGAAAAAUCACUUUCUCUAUUGCCAAUGGGCUUUCAAUUCAACUCAGUUCAUAUGCUUUAGUCCGUCCCACUAAUCCAGGAGCAAUCACCUGGCUUGAUUCGGUCACUAACCGUCCUUUAAAGGGAGAAAGAUCUUUAAUUUGUACUGAUACUGGUGCACUGGUACAGGCAUCUGUACAACGGGUUCAACCCUAUAAAAAUGAAAAUAUCAAGUUCUCAGUGGAGGAACUCUCAGAGAUCAAAAGAAUUUCUACUGGACAACUUCGACUCCUUGGCUUCAAGCCCUUAAAUUGCUUGAAAGAGUUCCAUAAUUUGAGGCCUUCAACCUUUGUGUUCCCUAGUGAUCAGGAACUAAUGGGCAGCACAUGUGUUUUCAUUGCACUACAUAAAUCCAUGCUACGUCUAAAGCGUUUUGCAGUUGCAUUUUACGGCAGUUCAUCUCGCCCUCAACUGGUUGCUCUUGUUGCUCAAGAGGAGAUAGUCAGUGCAGGUGGUCAGGUUGAGCCUCCGGGGAUGCACAUGAUAUAUCUUCCAUAUUCUGAUGACAUUAGACACGCUGAAGAGCUUCUUAUGGGUUCAUAUGCUGCAGCACCUCAUGCAAGUGAUGAUCAAAUUACAAAGGCUUCUGCUUUAAUCAACCGUCUAGAGUUGAAAGAUUUCUCAGUUUUCCAAUUUUCUAACCCUGGCCUUCAGAGACAUUAUGCAAUACUGCAGGCCUUAGCUCUGGACGAGGAUGAUAUACCGGAAAUUAAAGAUGAAACUUUUCCUCCUGAGGAAGGCAUGUCUAGACCAGCAGUUGUUAGAGUAGUAGAAGAAUUCAAGCAUUCCGUUUAUGGAGAAAAUUAUGAUGAGGAAACUGACGUUGCAAAUGCUAAAGCAAGUGAGACCACCAAAAAGCGAAAAGCAGCCGCAGAAAAUGCAGUUAAGGAGAUUGCUAAGCAUGACUGGGCUGACCUUGCAGAUAAUGGAAAGUUGAAGAAUUUGACAGUCAUGGACUUGAAGUGCUAUUUGACAGCAAAUAAUCUUCCAGUAGCUGGGAAGAAGGAAGCAUUGAUCAGUCGAAUAUUGACUCACAUGGGAAAAUGACCAAGGCCGACUAUCUCUUCUUUUGCAAUACUGAUCAAUGCCAUGUUUUGACCAAGGCGAGCCAUUGCCAUGAGCGGUAUGUCCUGAACGCUUAUGUACAUAUCAUGGGGGAAUUUGGUUUUGAAAAGUGAAGGAUGCAUUUCGUGGUGAUGGCAAUUAACUCACUAAAUCAUAGAUCAGAACGCAUCAGCACAUAUUGCAAAUUUGAUGCAAGCGUUUUAUGUAUAUCAAGACUGUUCGGUUUCAUCUUCUAUACAUCUAUGGAUUAACA